AUGCUGAAGUCUAUAUUUAGGAGGUAUCCAGAGCCUCAGCAGGCAGGCUAUUGGGGAAAACCCACCUCGACGAUUGAUUGGUGCGAGGAGAACUACGUGGUUUCGCCGUUUGUGGCAGAAUGGUCAAACACAAUCACUAACAGUGCGUUCGUGGCGCUGGCAAUGUACGUAACAUGGUCGGCAUACUACCACCGUCUGGAAAAACGGUUUGUGAUGAUCGGGAUUGGUCUGGGCACCGUGGGCGUCGGUUCGUGGCUGUUCCACAUGACGCUGCGGUACGAAUACCAGCUGCUGGACGAGUUGCCAAUGAUAUACGCUACCUGCAUACCUGCCUGGAGCAUCUUUUCCGAGGAAAAAGACAUUUUGCGUAACCGCAACCGGGCUCCGUCGCUGCUGAGACAGAGUAUCAUCGGAGCUAUCGUGUUUUCGGCCGCAGCCAUACUUACCGUGGUAUAUUUGGUGUAUCGGGACCCUACAAUCCAUCAGACGGCAUAUGCCAUCCUGAACGUCAUAGUGGUGUUCUCCGCAGGCGCGAUGGCUUCGAAAUACGUGCGCGAUCCCUUGGCCAAGCGCAACUUGCGCAACACCAUGGCCUUGAGCAUCUCCAUCUUCUUAUUGGGCUACUUUCUGUGGCAACUGGAUGUACACUUCUGCUCGUUCUGGAUAUUCAUCCGGAGAACCUUCCUGCACUUGCCCUUGGGAGUUUUCCUCGAACUCCAUUCGUGGUGGCAUCUGUUGACCGGGUCUGGUGUCUACUUCUACAUUGUCCAUCUCGAAUACCUGCGUAUUUUGACCCACGGACAAGCAGAAGACUACACUUUGAUCUGGAGAUGGAAAGUUUUCCCAGAGUUGAUUCAUUCGUCACAUACCGUUAACACCAAGUACUCCUUAGAGUUUUGCGGUCCUUACGUCGGGCCAGAAUCCAGCUCUAAGCUGGACCGCUCCAAGAGAGAUUGA
This is a messenger RNA of Lachancea nothofagi CBS 11611, 957 nucleotides long. NCBI's taxonomy places the organism in Eukaryota, Fungi, Ascomycota, Saccharomycetes, Saccharomycetales, Saccharomycetaceae. The record is from the annotation of a GenBank genome assembly.